AUGCCUGUUUCACAUAUCACCCUCACCGUCUCUCAUCUGCCGACUUCUACGUCGUUCUUCCUAUCUUGUCUGCAGCCUUUAGGCUAUCAGUUCAUUGGGAGACAUGACGAUUAUAUAGGUUUCGGUCAGAAGCAGGGGGAGCCUGCUGAUUUCUGGAUGACCGAACAGAAGCCCGGAGUCCCUCCUGGCGCAGUUCAUGUCGCCUUCCCAGCCCCGUCAAAAGACGCCGUCGGCUCAUUCUUCAUCAGCGCCUUAAAGGCCGGUGGAAAGAUACACGGCGAGCCCAAAGAGCGGGAUUCCCAAACUGGGUAUUUCAGCGCGGCGAUCAUCGACUUCGACGGCAACAGCAUUGAAGCUGUAUACCGGCCGACCAGUAGUGGCGCAUCAGUCAUCUCCGCCGCAAGCGGACCGACAAUGGCUCUGCUGGAGAACAAAGACAGUCGGUCUGUGGUCUCCAAAGUCAGCAGCAAAGCCCCCUCCGUCAAGGCCGAGAGUUUCAGAGCAGAGAGUGUUCGAGCAGAAAGCAUUGCACCUCCAAGGUCCGAGGCUCAUUCUCGAGCUAUAUCAAAGGCGCCUACUGCCAUUGAGCGCUCUGCUCCGACGGUUGUAUCCAAGGCUCAAUCCUAUGCUCCUUCGCAGCAACAACACGGACUUCAGACACCGCCACAGACGCCUCCAAAGACCGACGAUGGCAGCAAAGCAGCCAAGACAAUUGUCGGCACUCUCAUCGGUGCAGCAGCAGGUGCAGCUAUCGCCUAUGCAAUGGUCAAGGGUGAAAACUCUUCCAACACCGAGCUGCCAAGUCCCAUGCAAUACGUGACCAACUUUGCCCAGCUCAAGUCGGCACCCUCCCAAGCCUCUCACGAGGAAGAAGAGCCAGCCCCAAACCAAUUCAGAGCUCUGGAAGCACCACCGCCGCGCAGCGAGUACGCCCCGCGCAGCGAAUACGGCCGCAGCGAGUACGCCCGCAGUGAAUACGCCCGGAGCCAAUAUACAGCAGCCUCAGCCCCGCGUACAACGCUCACACGCAGCGUAACCUCCAAGAAUCCGCGCGCAAGCACGAUCUACGAAGGCACAGAGUUCAUGCACGACGACCCUGGUCGUCGCGCGUCAGAGGGUAGCAUCUACAGCAUCCCCGAGAACCUCCCUCUCCGCGCAAUCGAGUACCCACCCCCGAGCAACGCCUCGCAGCAGCGCUAUCCCUGCAACCCAUCCACCUUCAUCAGCAGCUAUGCCAAUGACAAGCCCCGCAACAACUCCAGCGGCAGCAUUCACAGCUCGUCAACCAUCAAGGCCUCCCAGUCGAACAUGCAGCGUCGUCACAGCAGCGAUGAUAGAGACGGAUACUCGACUCACAGCAGCCACCACAGCCAAGUGCACAGCCAAUCACACAGCCAACAAACCGUCUACCGCGCAGCAUCCACCAAAUCCGCCUCGAUAGCCCCAUCCUCGCACCGCGGCAGCCCACCCUCAGCAACAGGCAGCACCAAAGAACCCAGCAUCGCCCCCUCAACCCGCUCAGCCCGCGACAUCCCCCUCCCCCAAAGCUCCCAAACAACCACCUACACCAACCCCAGCGCCCACAGCAGAGAUCACCACCCCAGCGGCAGCACAACCAAGCACUCGCACAUCUCCGCGCGCCAAAUCCCCCUCCCGCAAGGCUCCAUCUCAACCUUCUACUCCAGCCCCAGCAUCGCCGGCGAAACCUACCACGGCGCCGGCGGCGAAGUAACCCGCACCGCCGACAAAACCUCCUACAUCUCCCUCUCCCCGCGCGACAUCUUCCUGCCGGAAUCCGUCCUCGACGUCGACGUCAACUCCAUCGUCACGCCCGACGACUCCAUCUCCCAGGUUGGCCAUGGUCACCAUGGACGCUCGCGAUCGAGACAUUCGCAUCACAGCCAGGCGCGUUCGCACCGCUCGCGCUCGCGCUCGCAUCGCUCUUCGCAUUCGCGCGCUUCGAAGAGGGAUCCCUCGGUUCACUCCAAGGCUGCGUCGAAGGCUGCUUCCAAGAUCGCUUCCAGGUCCGGCUCGAAGUUCGAGGAUCCUGUUGGUCCGGCGGAUUCUGUGAGUCAGGUUUCUAGGGCUUCGCAGCGUACUGCUAAGGCGCCGGAGAGCCGGAGGGGAAGUCAGGUUGUAUGA
This is a messenger RNA of Penicillium nucicola, 2142 nucleotides long. RefSeq names its product VOC family protein. The coding region runs from base 1 to 2142 and encodes 713 amino acids. The record is from RefSeq and is a predicted model, not a curated record. The transcript is spliced from 2 exons. NCBI's taxonomy places the organism in Eukaryota, Fungi, Ascomycota, Eurotiomycetes, Eurotiales, Aspergillaceae.